Phycomyces blakesleeanus NRRL 1555(-) is the source of this 360-nucleotide messenger RNA. RefSeq lists its product as hypothetical. The transcript is spliced from 3 exons. Bases 1 to 360 code for a protein of 119 amino acids. The record is from RefSeq and is a predicted model, not a curated record. NCBI's taxonomy places the organism in Eukaryota, Fungi, Mucoromycota, Mucoromycetes, Mucorales, Phycomycetaceae.
AUGCCUAAUAUGGCAAGGGUUGAAUUAAGUUUCCAUGAACUUGGAUCUCAACUGUCUCGAGGUAACCAAUUCGACCUUUGGUUCGAUUCGGGUGGUGCAACCCGCUCUGCAAAAAUGAGACCAACUGUGAGACUCCAAAGACUUCAAAUGGAAAGCCGAAUCUUCCGAGACUCAACCAAAAGACCUAAAAUAAGAUACGUCAAGCGGAAUAAGUUUCCCUUUGAUUACGUUGGCUUGACAGGCUACACAAAUUGUACCACAACAACCGCACAACUACAGCUCCAGCUACAACUAGCAAUAGAAACAGUAACCAAAGAAAAUCAAACCAAGAUGAAGUCAAAGAUAGAACUUCCUUUUUGA